AUGUUCGCUCUGCUGACGAUCGGCCCGACAGCGCAGGAUAAGCCGCCGCCAACGCCGCCGCCCUUGCCGCCGUCACCGCCUCCCCCUCCGCCGCCUCCACCGCUUCCCCCGGGUCCGCCCUCUACGCCGCUGGCGUGGCGGGUGGGCGAUAGAGAGUGCUACCCGACGCUGAAGGCCUGCUACGACGCGAUGAGCGGACCCGAGUGGAAGAGCAGCACCGGGGCAAAAGUGGGGGAAACCUGGCUCGACCCCAACAUCAAGUGCUGCGAUAAGGAGUGGAUCUCGUGCAAACGUGGCUUGAUCGACGAGAUCAAGUUCAAAUUUAUCCCGAAACUCAAGGGGACUAUCCCGCCGCAGCUCGCCCUUCUGACAGCCCUGGAGGAGAUUGACGUGAGGAACUGCGACAUCACGGGCACGCUGCCGGACACCCUCUUCUCCAGCGACUCUGUCAUCGAAGAGGCGAUCCGCACCUUCCCUCGAAGCCUCCCCUCCCCUCCCCCUGCCCUCCGCCUCCGCCACAUCGACAUCUCGCAGACUGACAUCACGGGGACGCUCCCCCCCACCCUCUUCGUCUCCGGCACCCUCAAGAAGUUCGAGGCAUACCACGCCGGCAUCUCGGGCACCAUCCCUCCCACCAUCGGGAUGGCAACGCAGCUCAAGGCGGCUCGAGCCGCCUCUCACGCAUCCCUCUCCCUCUCCACCGCCGCGCGCAAGACCAAGACGAUCGAGGAGGGCGGCAUGGAGUGGAUGGGCUUCUGGUGGAAGGGCUACUUCGGCGGGCCGAUGCGCGACGGCCCCAGCGAUGGCCCGUGGCCAAUCGACCCGCAUAUAUUGCUGGUUGCUGCGGUGCGCGAUUUUCCGCUGCUGUGA
Messenger RNA from Emiliania huxleyi CCMP1516, 870 nucleotides. RefSeq lists its product as hypothetical. Bases 1 to 870 code for a protein of 289 amino acids. NCBI's taxonomy places the organism in Eukaryota, Haptophyta, Isochrysidales, Noelaerhabdaceae. The record is from RefSeq and is a predicted model, not a curated record. Gene Ontology annotation, molecular function: protein binding. The transcript is spliced from 4 exons.